Messenger RNA from Porites evermanni, 483 nucleotides. The record is from the annotation of a GenBank genome assembly. NCBI's taxonomy places the organism in Eukaryota, Metazoa, Cnidaria, Anthozoa, Scleractinia, Poritidae.
GAAGGUGAAGAUGAAGAUUUGAAGCCUGAAGAAUCUGUUGUCAGUAUUGAACUGUGGGAUUUUGCUGGACAACACCUGUAUUAUGCAUCCCAUCCUGUAUUUUUAUCAUCGCGUGCGCUGUACAUCUUGGUGUGCAACCUCAGCAAGUCAUUGCAUGACACUGCUAAACCCAGUGUGAGACAAGAAUCUCGUAAUGUUGAUUUGGAAAACCCAAAUGGAGAAACAAAUCUUGAAAACUUGUUGUCCUGGCUGUCCACAGUGCAUAGCGUCGCACAGAUGAAAAGAGAAACCUGUGAUGAUGUAGAAGAAAAGAUGCCUCAUUUGCGCCCCCCAGUGAUCAUUGUAGGAACCCAUGCAGACAAACCAUUUGAGGACAUUGAAACAAUGAAAUCAGAAAUCAACAAGGCAAUCGCUGGUAAGGACUAUGAAGGACAUGUGGUGCGGUCUAUCUUCAGCAUUGACAACACUGCAAAAUUAACUCAA